Parus major (Great Tit) is the source of this 471-nucleotide messenger RNA. It is a transcript of the gene POLR3K, whose product is annotated as RNA polymerase III subunit K. The transcript has 3 exons. Gene Ontology annotation, cellular component: RNA polymerase III complex. The record is from RefSeq and is a predicted model, not a curated record. Gene Ontology annotation, molecular function: nucleic acid binding; DNA-directed RNA polymerase activity; zinc ion binding. Lineage: Eukaryota; Metazoa; Chordata; Aves; Passeriformes; Paridae. Gene Ontology annotation, biological process: termination of RNA polymerase III transcription; DNA-templated transcription. Bases 26 to 352 code for a protein of 108 amino acids.
GGCGGGCGGCGCGGCGGAACCGGCGAUGCUGCUCUUCUGCCCGGCCUGCGGGAACGUGCUGGUGGCCGAGGAGGGGCCGCGCUGCCACCGCUUCGCCUGCACCACCUGUCCCUACGUGCGCAACGUCACGCGGAAGGUGACGAGCAGGAAGUACCCGCGGCUGAAGGAGGUGGACGAUGUGCUGGGCGGCGCCGCGGCCUGGGAGAACGUGGACUCCACGGCAGAGCCGUGCCCCAAGUGCGAGCACCCCCGCGCCUACUUCAUGCAGAUCCAGACGCGCUCGGCCGACGAGCCCAUGACCACCUUCUACAAGUGCUGCAACCCGCAGUGCGGGCACCGCUGGCGGGACUGAGGGGCCGCGGGGAGCGGGGCCGCGGCUCCCGCAAUAAACCAGGCUCUGCCGGCAAACCAGCGGCUGCUGAGUGGUUCCUUUGGGGCUCCUGCAAUAAACCAGGCUCUGCCGGCAAACCA